Messenger RNA from Exophiala mesophila, 1250 nucleotides. RefSeq lists its product as uncharacterized. The transcript has a single exon. The record is from RefSeq and is a predicted model, not a curated record. Lineage: Eukaryota; Fungi; Ascomycota; Eurotiomycetes; Chaetothyriales; Herpotrichiellaceae. The coding region runs from base 549 to 899 and encodes 116 amino acids.
CCUCGUCGCACACACCUACAUUCAGACUCACCAGACAGAUUCUAUUUUUCACGACCUACCAUACAUCUCACAUCACUUGGAGCCCCCUGGCCAAUACACAUCCUCUCAACUGAAUGGCUAUCUGUGCUUCAUCAUCUUCCCAAUCAUCCCUCCGAUAUAUCACAUCGACCACCACCAUGCCUGCUGGAUCCAAAUAUCCUCCUUGCCCAGGCCCUCCGCCAAACCGGCCUCUGCCAGCGCUACCCAAGUAAAGACGCCUUGAGCCUGGUCGAUUGACCAUUACAAGCUCACUGAGAACGGAUCGCCGAUGGCUACCAGUCGGCAACGAGGUGUGGCUCAAGCUCGUCAAAACAACUCACCACGCGGCCACGUCUCAUAAUACUGGGAUGCCUAUCGUCUGAUCACGCCUUGAAUCCAACACGACACCGGUCAUUGUUUUCCAAAUCCUCCCACGGUCCACAGGAGUGGUCGCCGCUUGGCAUGGGGUCACUCGUGCAUGUACAUGUACAUGUACGUGAGCAAGGGUAUCUGGGCGGCUGCAUGAGGCGAUGAGCUGGCAGCCAACCCCUCCCACGGCUCUCAAGCACAACAUUCUUGCAGCAUGCAAGUUAAUCACCACUGGUUCUCUCGAAUACACAUGGCCUUGUCCAUGCACACUGCUCCAAAUCGACAACAGUGGGUUGUUUCCCAUCCUACUCGUUCCGACAGCCUCAAUCCCUAAUACCCAUUUCCGUUUUCAACACGGUCCAACGGAGAACUGGACAUUUUAUCGUCAUAUCGUCGACCUAUACCCCCACUACACAGCCUUACAAUCAGUCCUGGCAACGCGCUUCACCCACUCGUCGACCCAUCAGCAAGAUCCUGUGGUGGGCAAGGUCAACUCAGCGCCCCGUUUCUGAACCACAUCCAAUCCACCCAGCACAUGUACCAACACACCCAAACAACACAACCCACAGCACCUGUACCAUCAUACAUUAUACCCACCGUUUCUUAAUCUACUCGUGGAGGAACACCACUGGUCUCACACACCGACUCGGGUGGCAUACCCUUGAAAGGUGGCACCACCCUGUUUGUAUACUACUUUUUUGUGCAUGAGAGCAACUUGAUGAUCCCCACGCCUUAAUGAGACGAGCUUGACCUGACGAGCUUGGUCCUGGUUGCACCGAGGUCGCACCGAAUUUCAUAUACUAGUUUUUGGGGAAUUGCCCCUGCAGUUGGCUAAUGGAUAAUCCAAUCUUUGUCCAAUUUCG